AUGGUAUUUCCUGAGUUGGUGUGCGUGGCCGAGAAUGGACUAGCCUUAGCGACAUCGCGAGAUGGCAACUGCAGCGAUAUUGUCAAAGAACUCUGCGAAGUAAUCGACGUCCUGCGGGUUGUAACGCUCCGUCGUAAGCGAUUCGAUUGGGAAGCAGUAGAAUAUGUGCGUGCGUUCUGUGGUAAACAUUGGGGCCGUGGGACUGCUCGGAUGGAUGAUAGAAUCACGACACUGCAGGAACCAAAACGCUUAGUAUUGGAAGCGCGAGGGUAUCUGGAUGAGGCUCCAAUUGGUGGACGUCGACGAAGGAUGGCGACGGUAACGCAGUGGAACAACGAUCUUUCAAGUGCGUUGUUGGCAGCAGGAGCAGUGCAUGCCAAGUUAAAGAUUCAGACAUGCGGUAUUUGGCGAUGUUUGUGCGAUUGUGAAAAGUGUCAAAUCUUCGGCGCCAUCAUCUAA
Strongylus vulgaris is the source of this 459-nucleotide messenger RNA. NCBI's taxonomy places the organism in Eukaryota, Metazoa, Nematoda, Chromadorea, Rhabditida, Strongylidae. The record is from the annotation of a GenBank genome assembly.